Strongyloides ratti is the source of this 612-nucleotide messenger RNA. Its product is annotated as Replication fork protection component Swi3 domain-containing protein. Gene Ontology annotation, cellular component: nucleus. Gene Ontology annotation, biological process: replication fork processing; DNA damage response. The record is from RefSeq and is a predicted model, not a curated record. NCBI's taxonomy places the organism in Eukaryota, Metazoa, Nematoda, Chromadorea, Rhabditida, Strongyloididae. The transcript is spliced from 3 exons. The coding region runs from base 1 to 612 and encodes 203 amino acids.
AUGGAUGAUUUUUAUGAUGAUGUAGAAUUGGGAGAUUUUAAUAAAGAAAAAGAAGAUGAAGACGGUCCUGUUAAUCCUGAUAUUGAGGCUGUUGAAUCACCAGAUGAGGAUGCCAAGAAAUUAAAUAAAGCUUUAAAAGCAGCAAAAAAGAAUAAAAGUACUGGUACAAAGAAAAAAAGAGUUUUUAAUGAGUUAGAUCUUAUUGGUGCUAAUGGAUAUCGGAAGUUAUUUAGUAUGGUUAAAGAUAUCAAAUUACCAAAAGAAACAGAAGUGGUUUCAUCGAGAAAGUUCUGCAAAGAUGUUACAGCUAUUGAGGAUAAAUUUAUAGCAUGGGCAAAUGAAAUGCAACCAAACAUGAAGUUUUCUGAAUUUUGUGGCAAAUGUCAAAUGUUAAAUAAAAAAAAAGUUGUCCUUGAUUGUAUUAAAAGUUUAGUAGAAGAAUUUUAUCCUAAAAGAAAUAGUGAGGUAACUCCUUUUAACAAUGAUGUUUUUAACACAUUAAUUGGACUUGAAUGGAGAGUUGUUGACGAUGACAUUGAAGAAAUAAAAGAUUUUGAAAAGAAGUAUUCAGAGACUGAUGAGUAUUUUAAAAAUUAUGUUGGAGUUAUGUAA